Messenger RNA from Eutrema salsugineum, 1317 nucleotides. Its product is annotated as putative nuclease HARBI1. NCBI's taxonomy places the organism in Eukaryota, Viridiplantae, Streptophyta, Magnoliopsida, Brassicales, Brassicaceae. The transcript has a single exon. The record is from RefSeq and is a predicted model, not a curated record. Bases 1 to 1317 code for a protein of 438 amino acids.
AUGGCAUCUUCAUCAAAUGAUCCAUUCGACACUAAUCUUGACCAACGUUUUGAUGAUCUUUUUGAUGAUUUUUUUGAUCAGCAAUUUGAUGAAACGUUUUACCGUGUUAUGGAGCAGCAAGCAACAAGAAAACCCAAGAAGAAGCGGGCAUAUAUUGAAAGAGAACGGGAAGAAGGGCACAACCGGUUGUGGAAUGAUUAUUUUCGUGACGAUGCCACAUAUCCGGCUUAUACAUUUCGACGUCGAUUUAGGAUGGCCAAACCGUUGUUCAUGUACAUUGUUGAACGUCUUUCCACAGAAAUCCCAUUUUUUAAACAAAAAAGAGAUGCUGUGGGAAGAUUCAGUCUCUCCGGACUACAAAAGUGCACGGCAGCUAUUCGAAUCAUGGCCUACGGUUGUGCGGCAGACGCUGUUGAUGAAUACCUUCGCCUUGGAGCCAGUACGGCAAUUUCCUGCUUGGAAAAUUUCACAGAAGGCAUAAUACAGUUAUUUGGAGAUGAAUACCUAAGGAGACCAACACCGGACGAUCUUCAAAGGCUACUCAAUAUGGGCGAGAGGCGCGGGUUUCCCGGGAUGAUAGGAAGCAUUGACUGUAUGCAUUGGGAGUGGAAGAAUUGUCCUACAGCCUGGAAAGGUCAGUAUACCCGUGGUUCUGGAAAACCGACCAUUGUCUUAGAAGCAGUAGCAUCUGAAGAUCUAUGGAUUUGGCACGCUUUCUUUGGACCUCCAGGUACUCUAAACGACCUUAAUGUUCUUGAUCGGUCUCCCGUAUUUGAUGAUGUUUUACAAGGGAAAGCUCCUAAGGUGAAUUACAUGGUCAACGAUCACCAAUAUCAUUUGACGUACUACCUCACAGAUGGAAUUUAUCCCAGAUGGGCAACUUUUGUCAAAUCCAUUCCGCUUCCACAAGAUGAAAAAUCAAGGUGUUUUGCUAAACGUCAAGAAUCUGUCCGUAAAGAUGUUGAACGUGCUUUUGGAGUCCUCCAAGCGCGCUUUGCGAUCGUCAGAAAUCCAGCGCUUGUUUGGGAUAAAGAAAAAAUCGGAAAGAUUAUGCGGGCAUGCAUCAUAUUGCACAAUAUGAUAGUGGAAAACGAACGAGGAACCUAUACCCAGUUCAAUCUUGCAGAUUUUGAACAAGUCGACGCUAGCAGGACUUCACAUGUGGAUAGGACAUAUUCAACAUAUAUGCCUACAAAUAUUUUAAACUUGAUCGGGAACCGGAAAAAAGUUCGUGAUAAGGAAAUACAUCAACGUUUGAAAGACGAUCUGGUAGAACAUAUUUGGAACAAAUUUGGGAACUCCGAGGAUUAUGACUAA